GUCGCCCGCCUCCGCCUCCGCGCCCCGGGACCAUGGCCGACGGAUCCAAAGUGUUCAAGAAGACCAGUCCCAAUGGGAAGUUAUCCAUCUACCUGGGGAAGCGGGAUUUCGUGGAUCACGUGGAUCACGUGGACCCUGUUGAUGGAGUGGUCCUGAUCGACCCCGAGUACCUGAAGGACAGGAAAGUCUACGUGACCCUCACGGGCGCCUUCCGCUAUGGCCGGGACGACCUGGAUGUCAUUGGCCUGACCUUCCGGAAGGACCUCUACGUCCUGGUGACCCAGAUCUUCCCUCCGGUGCCCGACCAGGCCCCCAAGACCCUGACGCCGCUGCAGGAUAAGCUGCUGAAGAAGCUGGGGGAGAACGCCUACCCCUUCACCUUCGAGAUGGCCACCAACCUGCCCUGUUCGGUCACCCUGCAGCCCGGACCAGACGACGUUGGGAAGUCUUGCGGCGUAGACUUCGAGGUCAAGGGCUUCUGUGCCGAGAACCUGGAGGAGAAGAUUCACAAGAGGAAUUCGGUGCGGCUGGUGAUCCGGAAGAUCCAGUUUGCCCCAAUCAGCACCGGCCCGGCCCCGAAGUCGGAGACGACCCGGCAGUUCAUGAUGUCCGACAAGCCCUUGCACCUGGAGGCCUCCCUGGACAAAGAGGUGUAUUACCACGGGGAUCCCAUCGGGGUCAACGUCAGCAUCAACAACACCACCAGCAAGAUCGUGAAGAAAAUCAAAAUCUCAGUGGAGCAAAUCACUGACGUGGUCCUCUAUUCCCUGGACAAGUACACCAAGGCCGUGUGCACGGAGGAAUUCGCUGAGAACGUGGCGGCCAACUCCACCUUCUCCAAGAGCUACAGCGUGACCCCCCUCCUGAGCAACAACCGGGAGAAGCGGGGCCUGGCCCUCGACGGGAAGCUCAAGCACGAGGACACCAACCUGGCCUCCACCACCGUCCUGAGACCUGGGAUGGACAAAGAAGUUCUGGGGAUCCUGGUUUCCUACAAAGUGAAAGUGAACCUGAUGGUCUCCCGAGGCGGCAUCCUGGGAGAUCUCACCUCGAGUGACGUCGGAGUGGAGGUGCCCGUCAUCCUGAUGCACCCGAAGCCAACAGACGCUACGCCAAGCGCGGAGGACAUUGUGAUCGAAGAAUUCGCUCGGCAGAAGCUCAAGGGCGAGAAGGACGACGACGAAGAGAAGGAGGAGGAGGACAAAGGGGAGAGCUAAUGCGCCUCCUUCCGGGCCGGGGGUGGGGGUGGGGGGCACGGCAUUUCUUGGGCAUCCAUGUCCCAAUACUAAUACUAAUACUGAUAUCAAUAACAGCAAUGCCUGUUGCUCCAUCCGGGCUGGUCUUUUCCGCGUCCGCUUUGUUGCAUCUCAGCCCCAGACCAGGCGGUAACGAGGCGUUUUCCGAUAGUCAGGCUUUCCUGAAAGCGCCGUAUUUGUAAUUAGCAAAGCCAGGGUGCGUAUGCCUAUGUACCAACACGCAAACACCACGCAUGGGACAGCACAGGAAACGGGGGCCCCACCUACUCCCAAGCCAGGCCAGGGGCACAAGAUACAAUUCUGUCAGCUUAGGAUGUCUGUAUGUUGUGAAAGAUCUCAGAGAGGUGUACAAUAAAAUAAUAAAGACGC
Anolis sagrei ordinatus is the source of this 1625-nucleotide messenger RNA. The record is from RefSeq and is a predicted model, not a curated record. Lineage: Eukaryota; Metazoa; Chordata; Lepidosauria; Squamata; Anolidae.